CACAGUCGAUAAUCUUACAAUAGUAUUACAUUCCUACCCAACUUCAGCGUUUAGCGUUGAUUACAUAGAAGAUAGGUUACUUUCGGGUAGGAGUGGCGAGUAAAUGGCCGCUAUAGAUGUCGCCCUGGAGGACACUGCGGAAGAUGGAGACCCUCGAGACCAGCUGACACGAAGUCCAAAUGACGCGUCUGAUGUCGCGGCUCUCGCGACGUGUCUCCACGAUGUGCUAGACGGGGACGAUGAACGGGUGGAUGCUGUGCGUCGUCAAUUCGAAGAAGAUCUCGGCGUCUACUCCGUUGGUGAAGCACGGGAACUGUUCCGAGGUGAGAGAUUGAUCACAGAGAGAAAAGCGCGAGUCCGUGCCAGAGACGUGGGGCGGCGAUGUCCCCGUGCCGUGCCGAGAACAACCGGAAACUUUGCGAACGGUGUUUUGAAAGACAAUGUGUCCUUCAUUGCAGAGGAUUUCCAGCUAUCCCCGCUUCGCGCCGCCAUGGCACUGAGAGGGAAUGUACCGGGCCUUACCGUCUCGGACGCGAAAUCCCUCUUGUUCAAGAUCAAAACGGCAUC
Messenger RNA from Volvox carteri f. nagariensis, 567 nucleotides. RefSeq lists its product as uncharacterized. The transcript has 2 exons. The record is from RefSeq and is a predicted model, not a curated record. Lineage: Eukaryota; Viridiplantae; Chlorophyta; Chlorophyceae; Chlamydomonadales; Volvocaceae. The annotation marks the transcript as partial.